AUGUUCCAAUUAAGACCUGGGAUUACAAAUUUAUUGAAGGAUGGAAGUAGGGCGUUUUCUGGCCUAGAUGAGGCUGUAUUAAGGAAUAUUGAGGCUUGUGUGAAUCUAAGUGAGAUGAUUCAAACGUCAUAUGGCCCAAAUAGCAUGAACAAGUUGAUUGUGAACCAUCUAGGAAAACAGUUCAUUACUAGCGAUUUAACAACAAUUAUAGAGGAACUAGACAUUCAACAUCCAGCAGCAAAUAUGAUAGUAAUGGCAUGUAAAAGACAAGCUGAAGAGUAUGGCGAUGCAAGCAGUACGGUUUUGAUUUUCGCAGGGGAAUUGCUAAGAAAUGCUGCAAAGCUCCUCAACGAUAAUGGUUUGCAUCCUUCAGAUAUUGUAUCAGGAUACGAGAUAGCUCUAGAAAGAUCACUAUCUUUACUAAAUGGAAUGGUGGCACAUAGAGUUGCCAACUUUAAGAACAUUGAUGAUCUAUCUGCAAUUGUAAGGCCAUUGAUUUCAACAAAAAAUACUGGAUAUUCCGACUUAAUCACAAGGUUGACAUGCGAAGCCAUUUCAAGCAUAAUGCCAGACGAGGAUAAAUUAAAAGAAUUUAAUAUAGACAAUGUAAGGAUUGUUAAACUCUUGGGAGGAUCUCCAAUGCAAUCAUUCACAAUAAAUGGUAUGAUGGUCAGUAGAGAACCUGGAGGAACAGUUAGAAACCUGGACAAGGUUUCUAAUGUAAUGGUUUUGGGAUGUGGACUGGAGAUGUCUGGAACAGAAGCAAAGGGAACAGUCGUUUUAAAUAACGCUCAAGAACUAUUGGAUUUUACAAAAGGUGAGGAAUCUUUGGUUGAAAAUUUGAUUAAAGAUAUCAAACAGACUGGUAAGAUUGAUGCAAUUAUUGCUGGUGGUCCAAUUUCAGAUAUUGCACAGCACUUUUGCAACAAGUAUGAUAUAUUAACUUUAAGAAUCACGUCUAAAUGGGAACUAAGACGUGUUUGCCGUAGUCUAGGAGCUGUUGCAAUGGUUAGAUUGGGUGUUCCUCUUCCGGAGGAAAUUGGAAAAGCCAGUUCUAUCAAGGUUGAGGAAAUUGGUUCAAAGAAGGUGACUGUAAUUAAUGCUCUUAACACCAAAGUAAGCUCGGUUAUUCUCAGAGGAGCCACUCAGGGAAUGCUGGAUGAAAUGGAAAGAGCUAUAGGAAAUUCAGUUUCUGUUGUGAAAUCAUCCACAAAAGAUAAUCGAUUUGUAGCGGGCGCUGGAGCUACUUUUGUUGAACUUUCUAGAUGCUUGAGAGCAUCUGACAGAUCUGAAAACAAGUGCCAACAAAACUCAGUUGAUGUUGCUGUUCCUGGAAUGGAGGAGUACGCAGUAAAUAUGUUUGCUGAGGCCUUAGACGUUUUUCCAAGACUCUUGGCAGGUAAUUCUGGGUUAAAUUCUACUGAUCUUUUGGCAUCAUUACAUGCGAUACAUCAACAAGGUUCCCAACCACAUAAAGGAAUAAACGUUUUCUGUAGUUCAGAAACUUCUCCAAUUGUGGAUUGCAUAUCGAAUACUGAACAGAGAAUUGGCUUAAUUGUUGAUCAUCUUGGUACACUUUGUUCUGCCUUAAAGUUGGCAACAGACUCAGCAGUUACCAUUCUUAAGAUAGAUGAAAUCAUUAUGUCAAAACCUGCAGGAGGUCCAAAACCCCGCUCUCAAGAUGAUGACAUGGACUAA
This is a messenger RNA of Cryptosporidium ubiquitum, 1698 nucleotides long. Its product is annotated as T-complex chaperonin. Lineage: Eukaryota; Apicomplexa; Conoidasida; Eucoccidiorida; Cryptosporidiidae. Gene Ontology annotation, cellular component: chaperonin-containing T-complex. The transcript is spliced from 2 exons. The coding region runs from base 1 to 1698 and encodes 565 amino acids. Gene Ontology annotation, molecular function: ATP hydrolysis activity; ATP-dependent protein folding chaperone; ATP binding. The record is from RefSeq and is a predicted model, not a curated record. Gene Ontology annotation, biological process: protein folding.